CCCGUCCAUCUCCCCCACUCCGCCCACACUCACCGAGAGGGGCAAGGCCAAGCAAAGAUCUUCUCCUUUUUCCACUCACUGUGCCGCCCUUGCUCUCUCCCAGUCCCACCAAUAAUCCAUCCACCACCGGCAUCUCUUUCGUUCGGCUGCGAUGUGCGGCGGCGCCAUCCUCUCCGGCUUCAUCCGGCCGUCUGCCGCGGCGGCGGCCAAGAAGCAGCCGCGGAGGGUCACGGCCGAGGUGCUGUGGCCGGGGCUCAGGAGGAAGGGGCUCGAGGACGGGGAGGAGGACUUCGAGGCUGACUUCCGCGAGUUCGAGCGGGGCCAGAGCGAGGACGACGCGGACGGCGGCGGCGACAACGACGUGGUCGAGGAGGUCCCUCCGCCGCCGCCGUUUCAGGCGGCCCCAGCGAGGUUCUUCUUCGGCGCCGGAGCCAAAAUGGCUCCCGGGGUUGCGCUCCCAGCAUUUGAUGGUGUGAUACCAAAGCCUUCUCAACAGGAUGGGCCUGCUGCUACCUCGGCAAAGCGCAACCGGAAGAAUCAGUACAGGGGGAUCCGCCAGCGUCCCUGGGGAAAAUGGGCAGCUGAAAUCCGAGACCCAAGCAAGGGUGUCCGUGUUUGGCUUGGAACUUACAACACUGCUGAGGAGGCAGCUAGGGCAUAUGAUGCUGAAGCCCGCAAGAUACGUGGCAAGAAAGCGAAGGUCAAUUUUCCUGAUGAAGUGUCAAAUGCUCAGAAGUCCAUCCUGAAGCCAUCAGCUGCCAAUCCAACAAGGCUAGCUCCACCUUCAAAGACUUGCGCUGACAAGGCUUUCAGUCAUCCAAACAAUGGGUACGAUGAUUUGUUAGCGAUGUUUGCCUUCAAUGACAUGAAGGUUCCUGCAAAGACAGCUGAGAGUGCUUGUUUCGUCCCUCAAGUGAAACCUCUUGUGCCUACUGAGAAAUUUGGGACGAACAUGCUCUCUGACCAGAGCGGCAACUCAUAUGAUUCUUCUGACUUUGGGUGGGAUGAUGAGACCAUGACCUCAGACUACACUUCAGUCUUUGCUCCGAGUAAUGCCAUGCCAGCAUAUGGUGAGCCUGCUUACCUGCAAGGUGGAGUGUCAAAGAGAAGGAAGAACAACUAUGGUUUAGCUGUGCCUCAGGGAAAUGGUGCUCCCAAUCUCACACAAGACAUGUCUGGUUUCGAUCCUGAGAUGAAGUAUCUGCCAUUGCCUUGUGUUGAGAGCAGCUCAGAUCGAUCAAUGGACAGCCUUCUGCAAAACGAUGUUACACAAGAUGGGGCAAGCAACGGGGACCUCUGGAGCCUUGAUGAGCUGCUUAUGGCAGCUGGUGCUUAUUGAGAGGUCAUGUUUGUGGUCCGUGUGGUGCGUCAAUAGCAAAAAAUGUCCCUUGCCUGUGGUGAUCCUGAAGAGCCAGUUAUAUCUGCUACAUUUUAUAGCGGGUCGUACCGUAGUUGUGCUAUAUUACAUGCUUCUGUCACUUGAACUCUAUGACAAAUGUUUAUAGUAUGUUGCUGUAUGGUGUGUCUAUUAUUGGAAGCAAGUUUGAGACUGAUUCAAUAACUACCAUGGCACAUAUGUCUGAUGUACUGUAAUGUGCAUAAUGCUUAUUAUGCUAUGGUGUGCUUAUAUUGCAAAUCUUCGUUUGGAAGUA
Messenger RNA from Phragmites australis (common reed), 1652 nucleotides. RefSeq names its product ethylene-responsive transcription factor 1-like. Gene Ontology annotation, biological process: ethylene-activated signaling pathway; regulation of DNA-templated transcription. The transcript has 3 exons. NCBI's taxonomy places the organism in Eukaryota, Viridiplantae, Streptophyta, Magnoliopsida, Poales, Poaceae. Bases 152 to 1339 code for a protein of 395 amino acids. Gene Ontology annotation, molecular function: DNA binding; DNA-binding transcription factor activity. The record is from RefSeq and is a predicted model, not a curated record.